AUGAGUGCUGCUACUGCCACUGCUACCCCUGUCCCUCCUCCAGUAGGGAUCUCCAAUCUCCCCAACCAACGCUACAAAAUUGUUAAUGAAGAAGGUGGUACAUUCACAGUGAUGUUAUGUGGUGAAAGCGGAUUGGGUAAGACCACAUUUGUUAAUACCCUAUUCCAGACAGUUUUGAAAAGGGCAGACGGUCAACAACAUCGUCAAGAUCCUAUCAGAAAGACUGUCGAAAUUGACAUCACAAGGGCUUUACUAGAAGAAAAACAUUUCGAGUUGCGCGUUAAUGUCAUUGAUACUCCAGGUUUUGGGGACAAUGUGAAUAAUAACAAAGCUUGGCAACCACUGGUGGAUUUCAUUGAUGAUCAACAUGAUUCCUACAUGCGUCAAGAACAACAACCAUAUCGUACUAAGAAAUUUGACUUGAGAGUUCAUGCUGUUCUUUACUUUAUCAGGCCCACCGGGCAUGGUUUGAAGCCGAUCGAUAUUGAAACUAUGAAGAGGUUGUCUACCAGAGCAAACUUGAUUCCGGUUAUUGCUAAAUCAGAUACAUUAACUGCCCAAGAACUACAACAAUUUAAAUCCAGGAUCAGACAGGUAAUAGAAGCUCAAGAAAUUCGUAUUUUUACACCUCCAUUAGAUGCUGACUCCAAGGAAGACUCAAAAGGUGGUGCUAGUGUGGAUUCAGCGGCCGUCGAGCACGCAAGACAGUUGAUAGAAGCAAUGCCGUUUGCUAUAGUGGGGUCUGAAAAAAAAUUUGACAACGGACAAGGUACUCAGGUGGUUGCCAGAAAGUAUCCAUGGGGACUAGUGGAAAUUGAAAACGAUUCACAUUGUGAUUUCCGUAAGCUCAGAGCCUUGCUACUAAGAACAUAUCUAUUAGAUUUAAUUUCUACCACCCAAGAAAUGCAUUAUGAAACAUAUAGGAGAUUAAGACUUGAAGGUCAUGAAAACACAGGAGAUGGUAAUGAAGAUUUUACACUUCCAGCAAUUGCACCAGCAAGAAAAUUGUCACACAAUCCUAAAUAUAAAGAAGAAGAAAAUGCAUUGAAAAAGUACUUCACUGACCAAGUCAAAGCUGAAGAGCAAAGAUUUAGACAAUGGGAACAAAACAUUGUUAAUGAAAGAAUUAGGCUGAACGGUGACUUGGAAGAAAUUCAAGGUAAAGUGAAGAAAUUAGAGGAACAGGUCAAGAGUUUGCAGGUGAAAAAGUCACAUUUAAAAUAA
This is a messenger RNA of Saccharomyces mikatae IFO 1815, 1224 nucleotides long. RefSeq names its product septin CDC12 (gene CDC12). The transcript has a single exon. The record is from RefSeq and is a predicted model, not a curated record. Gene Ontology annotation, biological process: cytoskeleton-dependent cytokinesis. Lineage: Eukaryota; Fungi; Ascomycota; Saccharomycetes; Saccharomycetales; Saccharomycetaceae. Bases 1 to 1224 code for a protein of 407 amino acids. Gene Ontology annotation, cellular component: septin ring; septin complex; cytosol. Gene Ontology annotation, molecular function: GTPase activity; GTP binding; molecular adaptor activity.